Knipowitschia caucasica is the source of this 1344-nucleotide messenger RNA. The record is from the annotation of a GenBank genome assembly. NCBI's taxonomy places the organism in Eukaryota, Metazoa, Chordata, Actinopteri, Gobiiformes, Gobiidae.
AUGGAUGAGGAAUAUGAUGUGAUUGUUUUGGGCACAGGCCUCACGGAGUGCAUUCUGUCCGGGAUUAUGUCGGUGAAUGGGAAGAAGGUGUUGCACAUGGACAGGAACCCGUACUACGGAGGGGAGAGCUCUUCCAUCACACCGCUGGAGGAGUUGUUCACACGCUUCAACAUCCCAGAGAGUCCGCCUGAGUCCAUGGGCCGAGGACGGGACUGGAACGUCGACCUCAUUCCUAAGUUCCUCAUGGCCAACGGGCAGCUGGUGAAGAUGCUGCUGUACACAGAAGUGACCCGGUACCUGGACUUUAAGGUGGUGGAGGGAAGCUUUGUUUACAAAGGAGGAAAGAUUUACAAAGUGCCCUCCACUGAGACUGAGGCGCUGGCUUCAAAUCUGAUGGGCAUGUUCGAGAAGCGCAGAUUCAGAAAGUUUUUGGUUUUCGUGGCAAACUUUGACGAGAACGACUCUAAAACGUUUGAGAGUGUGGACCCCAAAGCCACAACGAUGCGGGAUGUGUAUAAGAAGUUUGACUUGGGACAAGACGUCAUCGACUUCACCGGACACGCCCUCGCCCUCUACAGGACAGACGAUUACCUGGACCAGCCGUGUCUGGACACAAUCAACCGCAUCAAACUGUACAGUGAAUCUCUGGCUCGAUAUGGAAAGAGCCCCUACCUCUACCCACUGUACGGCCUGGGGGAGCUGCCACAGGGGUUCGCCCGGUUGAGUGCGAUCUACGGUGGGACGUACAUGCUGAACAAACCGGUGGAGGACAUCGUGAUGGAGGACGGACAUGUGGUUGGAGUCAAGUCUGAAGGAGAGGUGGCGCGUUGUAAGCAGCUGAUCUGUGACCCCAGCUACAUCCCGGGCCGUGUGCGCAAAGCAGGACAGGUCAUCAGGGCCAUCUGCAUCCUCAGCCACCCCAUCAAGAGCACCAACGACUGCAACUCCUGCCAGAUCAUCAUCCCCCAGAACCAAGUCAACCGCAACUCAGACAUCUACGUGUGCAUGAUCUCUUACGCUCAUAACGUAGCAGCGCAGGGCAAAUACAUCGCCAUCAUCAGUACCACGGUGGAGACCGCGGAGCCAGAGGCCGAGAUCCAACCAGCGCUGGAGCUGCUGGAUCCCAUCGACAAGAAGUUUGUGGCCAUUAGUGACCUGUACGAGCCGACAGACGAUGGAUCCGAGAGUCAGAUAUUUGCGUCGCGGUCCUACGAUGCCACCACUCACUUUGAGACCACCUGCAACGACAUCAAAGACAUCUACAAGCGCAUGACGGGCUCCGAGUUCGACUUUGAGAACAUGAAACGCAAACAGAACGACGUGUUCGGGGAGGACGAGCAGUGA